GUACUGGCUUGGUGGUGGGUAGAUGCAAGCCGCCUCCCUGCCAGGGCAGAGGCUGAUCGCCAAGCGUGGCGAAAGCAAGCAGACGAGGUCCAAGCCGAAGUUCUGAAGGCAGAACAGCAGAAGUACGAAGCAGCGCUUCAGGCCCAGACUGAGGAGCAGAAGAGGCACCAGCACCGACUCCUUGUCGAGCGGAAAAAGGCCCUGAUAAAGGCGAACGAGUCGCGACAUAAAGCCCAGGAGCUACGAAAGCGA
Molecule: messenger RNA, 252 nt
Organism: Symbiodinium pilosum
Lineage: Eukaryota; Dinophyceae; Suessiales; Symbiodiniaceae
Source: the annotation of a GenBank genome assembly